Messenger RNA from Theileria equi strain WA, 576 nucleotides. RefSeq lists its product as hypothetical. The transcript has a single exon. NCBI's taxonomy places the organism in Eukaryota, Apicomplexa, Aconoidasida, Piroplasmida, Theileriidae. The record is from RefSeq and is a predicted model, not a curated record. Bases 1 to 576 code for a protein of 191 amino acids.
AUGUUAAAGUCAAAUCACAUGCUUAUGGUAAAAAAAUACUAUUACGAGGAUGAACAUGGUGAAUGGGUAGAAAUAACCCUAGUUGAAAGAGUUCCAGAUCUUCCCGAAUAUAAAGCGCUCAAAUAUGAGCCAGGUACCCUUGCGACGGAUAUAUCCAGUAUUGAAUAUAAUCUAAAGUUGGUUAAUGUUAGAGAGUCACUUGAUGAAUAUACAAGUGUAACAGUAUACUACUGGUCAGGGGAUAAGAUUUAUAACAACCCUUUGCUCCUGGAACUUAAUAAAAUUAACGAGGAAAAAUAUUAUUCUUAUGAUGGAAGUGAUUGGAAAGACGAAAGUAUAGUUUCUGCCAGUCUACUAGAUACCCUGAAUAAGCUUAAGAAGGUACACUUUCCAGAUACUGGACUUUCAACAGGAGCUAUAGCGGGAAUGGCAAUUGCAAGUGGAGGAAUAGCUGGAAGUACAGGUGGUGGAACAAUAGGAACAGGGCUUACUAGUCUCGGCAUUUGGAAGAAACUAAUACUACUUCUAAGACUCUCCCCUCUAGACUACUCUCUUGUUGGCAUACUGGAAUGCUAG